Procambarus clarkii (red swamp crayfish) is the source of this 1815-nucleotide messenger RNA. RefSeq names its product mRNA decay activator protein ZFP36L3-like. The record is from RefSeq and is a predicted model, not a curated record. NCBI's taxonomy places the organism in Eukaryota, Metazoa, Arthropoda, Malacostraca, Decapoda, Cambaridae.
AUGACUCUGAAGGUGUAUCGCGGUGUAUCGUCUGCUGUAUCCUUGCUGUAUACUCUUGCUGUAUCAUCUGCUGUAUUACCUGUUGCAGCCCUUGCUGUAUCACCUGUUGCAGCCCUUGCUGUAUCACCUGCUGUAUCACCUGUUGCAACCCUUGCUGUAUCACUUGCUGUAUCACCUGUUGCAACCCUUGCUGUAUCACUUGCUGUAUCACCUGUUGCAGCCCUUGCUGUAUCACUUGCUGUAUCACCUGUUGCAGCCCUUGCUGUAUCACCUGUUGCAGCCCUUGCUGUAUCACCUGCUGUAUUACCUGUUGCAGUCCUUGAUGUAUCACCUGUUGCAGCCCUUGCUGUAUCACCUGUUGCAGCCCUUGCUGUAUCACUUGCUGUAUCACCUGUUGCAGCCCUUGCUGUAUCACCUGUUGCAGCCCUUGCUGUAUCACUUGCUGUAUCACCUGUUGCAACCCUUGCUGUAUCACUUGCUGUAUCACCUGUUGCAGCCCUUGCUGUAUCACCUGUUGCAGCCCUUGCUGUAUCACUUGCUGUAUCACCUGUUGCAACCCUUGCUGUAUCACUUGCUGUAUCACCUGUUGCAGCCCUUGCUGUAUCACCUGUUGCAGCCCUUGCUGUAUCACCUGUUGCAGCCCUUGCUGUAUCACUUGCUGUAUCACCUGUUGCAGCCCUUGCUGUAUCACUUGCUGUAUCACCUGUUGCAGCCCUUGCUGUAUCACUUGCUGUAUCACCUGUUGCAACCCUUGCUGUAUCACUUGCUGUAUCACCUGUUGCAACCCUUGCUGUAUCACUUGCUGUAUCACCUGUUGCAACCCUUGCUGUAUCACUUGCUGUAUCACCUGUUGCAGCCCUUGAUGUAUCACCUGUUGCAGCCCUUGCUGUAUCACCUGCUGUAUUACCUGUUGCAACCCUUGCUGUAUCACCUGUUGCAGCCCUUGAUGUAUCACCUGUUGCAGCCCUUGCUGUAUCACCUGUUGCAACCCUUGCUGUAUCACCUGUUGCAACCCUUGCUGUAUCACUUGCUGUAUCACCUGUUGCAGCCCUUGCUGUAUCACUUGCAGUAUCACCUGUUGCAACCCUUGCUGUAUCACCUGCUGUAUCACUUGCAGUAUCACCUGUUGCAGCCCUUGCUGUAUCACUUGCUGUAUCACCUGUUGCAGCCCUUGCUGUAUCACUUGCUGUAUCACCUGUUGCAGCCCUUGCUGUAUCACUUGCUGUAUCACCUGUUGCAGCCCUUGCUGUAUCACCUGUUGCAACCCUUGCUGUAUCACUUGCUGUAUCACCUGUUGCAGCCCUUGCUGUAUCACUUGCAGUAUCACCUGUUGCAACCCUUGCUGUAUCACCUGCUGUAUCACUUGCAGUAUCACCUGUUGCAGCCCUUGCUGUAUCACCUGUUGCAGCCCUUGCUGUAUCACUUGCUGUAUCACCUGUUGCAGCCCUUGCUGUAUCACUUGCUGUAUCACCUGUUGCAGCCCUUGCUGUAUCACUUGCUGUAUCACCUGUUGCAGUCCUUGCUGUAUCACCUGCUGUAUCACCUGUUGCAGUCCUUGCUGUAUCACCUGUUGCAGUCCUUGCUGUAUCACCUGUUGCAGUCCUUGCUGUAUCACCUGUUGCAGUCCUUGCUGUAUCACCUGUUGCAGCCCUUGCUGUAUCACUUGCUGUAUCACCUGUUGCAGUCCUUACUGUACCCUUGCUGUACCCCUUACUGUACCCUUGCUGUACCUCCUGCUGCUGGGUGGCAGCUGAUGCGACAAUCAAGACUGGCGGGGGGUCUACCAGACGACGUUGGGAUGACAAGUGUAACUAA